Sphaerulina musiva SO2202 is the source of this 2920-nucleotide messenger RNA. Its product is annotated as GroES-like protein. The transcript is spliced from 6 exons. Gene Ontology annotation, biological process: D-sorbitol catabolic process. Gene Ontology annotation, molecular function: zinc ion binding; L-iditol 2-dehydrogenase (NAD+) activity. NCBI's taxonomy places the organism in Eukaryota, Fungi, Ascomycota, Dothideomycetes, Mycosphaerellales, Mycosphaerellaceae. The record is from RefSeq and is a predicted model, not a curated record. The coding region runs from base 1 to 1104 and encodes 367 amino acids.
AUGACAAGCAACAGCCACAACAGCGCCGAAGAAAUUCUCCUUCGCAAACCACAAAAUAUUGCGAUUCACACCAACCCGCAACAUGAGUUGGAUGUUGUCGAAGCGGAGAUGCCACAGCCUGGUCCCCAGGAGUGUUUGGUUCAUGUUCGAGCGACAGGCAUCUGUGGCUCCGAUGUGCAUUUUUGGAAACAUGGGAGGAUUGGCAGUUCAGUCAUCUGUGCAUCACAAGGCCUGGGCCACGAGUCUGCAGGUGAGAUUGUGAAGAUUGGAGAGAAUGUGCACGGUUUCAAAGUUGGAGAUCGAGUUGCUUUGGAAUGCGGCAUUCCAUGCUCCAAGCCUUCGUGUGAGGCUUGCCGAACUGGUCAAUAUCAUGCUUGUCCAGCAAAGGUCUUCUACUCGUCUCCACCGAUACACGGCACACUUCGCAGGUAUCAUGUCCAUCCAGAGGCUUGGCUGCAUAGACUGCCCGACUCGUUGACCUUUGAGGAGGGCGCUCUGCUGGAGCCUCUUAGUGUGGCUCUGGCGGGCAUUGAUCGUUCCGGAUUGCGGAUUGGGGAUAAGCUGGCCAUAUGUGGCGCGGGGCCGAUCGGACUCAUUGCACUGCUGAGUGCUCACGCUGCGGGUGCUGCACCAAUUGUGAUCACGGAUAUUGACGAGAGCCGCCUUGCUUUUGCCAGAUCACUAGUGCCGCGUGUGCGAACCGUGCACGUCCAGAAAGGCGAGGAUCCCAAGACCGUGGGCGACAAUAUCAAAAAGGCACUCGGCCAAGAAGCCAAGUUGGUAAUCGAGUGCACGGGCGUGGAGAGCUCGAUACAUUCUGGCAUAUAUGCGACCAAGUUUGGCGGCACCGUGUUUAUUAUUGGCGUCGGGCAGGACUUCCAGCAGAUCCCUUUCAUGUAUGCCAGUUUUCGCGAGAUCGAUAUCAGAUUCCAGUACCAGUAUCGGGAAACAUAUCCGAAGGCGAUUAUGCUAGUGGCGGAAGGGCUCAUCAAUCUGAAACCCCUCGUAACGCAUCGUUACCGGCUGGAGGAUGCCCGGGACGCGUUCUUCACAGCAAGUACGCCUGCAGCAAAGGCAGUCAAAGUUCAGCUGCUUGAUGAUUGAGCAUCCGUAGCGGGCCCAGGCGUUCCAGCUGUUGAUUCUUCGCUCUCUACGCUGUUCGGCCUCGGGCGUACUGCUAGUCUUGUAUCUGCAUUGCCAGACGCAUCCACAGGUGUCUGGAUGCCUUCACACAUAAGACUCGAAACAGUAGAGUACCCUGAUGGCCGCUUGCCAUGCGCCUUUGCCAAAGUUUCCCGACCCCAUAUGUCAGCCUAAACUCCUGUCAGCAUUUCGAUCAUCAUCGGUGUAAUCACGGGGAGCCUGACCGCAAGAAGUCAGGAUUCAUCUUCGUCGUUCACUAGGUCUGAGAUCCGAAUUUUGCUCCGCACUCCGGGCAUUUCUUGAGGUGCCCAGCCCUCGAUAGCGCCGACGCUUUGCUUCAGGCUGAAGUUGGGGAUCGCAUCAUCGUCUUCCAGAAGACGAUCAGUGCCACUACCAACUGCCAUGAUCCUGUCUGACCAUCGCAUGAGGCGCUUUACCAGAUCUGGAAACCCAAGCUUCUUCAUGCCCCCGCGCAUAUCGAUCAUCCGGCGUUGUGCAGGUCGAUGGAUGUGACUUGAUGCAAACUUGUCGCCGUACAUGUGCUCGUGGAGAGCAAUACGUCCCACGGCUAGAAUCAAGCCAUCCGAGCAGUUCCUCUUCGAGUCUCCCAGUGCGGUGUUAAUGGCCUUGAUGGCCUCGGCUCGUAGCCAGUACAUGAUUUCCGAUCCCAACGCGCCGAGUCUAAUCAUGUCACCAGAGCCGAAUAGGAGACGUACAUAGAAUAGAGCCGGUUCUGCCAAAGCAGUCUGGGUCAUGAACCAUUCCCACUUGACACCUUCUUGCUCCGUGAUCUUCAGCGCAGGCCAGCCUCGCGGGGCAUACACCGUCAUCAUGUGGUACAGAAUUUUGUCGUACCAAGGCUUGUACUCGACUGGGUAGUUGUUGAACGGAUCCAUCUGAUGCGAGGAUGCACCUGCUGUGGGCGAUGUUGGUGGCGUGAUCAAUGCCAUUUCGCCCGUGAAGGUCGACAUGGGCUUUUCCGAGCCAUCUGCCAUGCGUUUCCGCCGUGGAGGCACCACAGCUGUUCCACACUGUGGUUGACAAGUCGAGCAUUGGCAUGUAGCGCCCGUGGUUUGGACGUGGUGAACGUCUGGAGACAACGGCAGGUUGGCGGAAAAUUUGCGGUACAGCUCUAUCGACGACCCGAUGGACUUCUGCUCAAUGGCAUGAUCGAGCUGCGCAGAGAAGUCGCCGACUGUCGAGCUUGUGGUCGGCACAAACGUCUGAGCAUCAGGAUUCAGAGCAUAUGCUGCUGUGCUCGAGGCAGGCGUGGCUCGAAAGGGCCCAUGUGCCUUGGCUCUCUUAGGGGCAGAACCUGCUGAGGGCGGCGUCUCUUGCUGCUGGACGAUUCGAAAGGGCUGAGGAGGGCUCUUGGGCUUUCUCCUUGACGGCGCCGCCGGCUGGUCGUCGAGCAAGAAAGCACCUUGUCCACUGCUGCCGCUGCUUUCCAGCUGAUCGAAGAUCUUCUUGCGCCGCUCGGGCCACGACUUGAGCGCGGCCACGGACCGCACGCGCUUCUUGUUGGCGGCAUUGCUGGCACUGUUGGGGUCACUAGUGGUGACGAUGAAGUCAAUCUGCUUUUUCUUCACCGGCCGCUUCGCUGCUGCAGCAUUGUUGCCGUCGCUCAUGUCGCGCUACCUCGCCGACUGUGAGGUGCUGGGCAGACGGACGGUAUCGCACAUGCCGCUGCUUCCAGAGAUCGAAUGGUGAGGGGUGGUGUCGUCAACGACGACGAGGACGACGAUGCUGCUGCUUGCUUGCUACCUCCUGCUGCUGG